ACCUGGAUAAUCUCGAGUGAUUGUAAGUGUGAUGAUCAUCUGCUAAAUGAGCAACAACGACCACAAUUCACUCCUUCAGUCAGUGAAGCUCCCACAGCCGUUCAUGAGAGUUUAAAUGCUGGGGAAUAUUCCCAUCUUCCCACAGGAGAAGAAGAAGCAAGCAGGAGGAAUUACUCCAGGAGAAACUACGGACAUACUAUUGUAAAGAUGGAGAUUAAGGAAGAACCCUGCAGAAUAAAAGAUGAAGAUACAGAGGAACAAAUAGACCGGAUGGAAGUGAAUGAAGACAAACACCAUCAUUUCACAAAUGAAGAAGGCAAACUGACAUAUAAAAAUGAAGACAAACAUCUGUUACAAAAACCUCAUCAUUUCAAAAAUGAAGAAGGAAAUGCAGUCGUUUCAAAGACUGAAGAGAUUUUCACACAAAAACAAGCUGGAAAAUCUGGAGUCAAAAGAUCUUUCACCUGCUCUGAGUGUGGAAAGAGUUUCAUUCAGAAAGGAAAUCUUAAUCUACACAUGAGAAUUCACACUGGAGAAAAACCAUUCACAUGCUCUCAGUGUGGAAAGAGUUUCACUCAGAAAAGAAAUCUCAGAGAUCAUCUGCGCCGUCACUCUGGAGUGAGAUCAUUCAGCUGUGAUCAGUGUGAUAAAACAUUUGUUUUUGAAUCAGGCUUAAGAAGACACCUUAAUGUUCAUGCUGCUGUGAAGCCUCACUUUUGUUCUGUAUGUGGAAAGAGUUUUUCACAUCUCGUAUCUUUAAAAUUGCAUGAGCGUAUUCAUACUGGUGUGAGACCUUAUGUGUGCUCUGACUGUGGAAAGACCUUUAUUAUAUCCUGCAACUUAAGAAAACACCAGAGAGUUCAUACUGGAGAGAAGCCGUACAAGUGUUCACACUGUGGAAAGAGAUUCUCUCGGUCAGGACACCUGAAAGCUCACGAGAGAGUUCAUACUGGAGAGCAUCUAAUGGAAGUGAAUGAAGACAAACAGCAUCAGUUUCAAAAACCUCAUUAUUUCACAAAUGAAGAUGGAAAUGCAGUCGUUUCAAAGACUGAAGAGAAUUUCACACAGAAACAAGCUGGAAAAUCUGGAGUCGAAGGAUCUUUAACCUGUUCUGAGUGUGGAAAGAGUUUUGUAUCUAAAUCAAAGCUGAACACACACAUGAUGAUUCACACUGGAGAAAGGCCUUAUACAUGCACUCAGUGUGGAAAGAGUUACAGACAUAAAGGACACCUAAAUGAUCACAUGAGAAUUCACACUGGAGAAAAACCGUUCACUUGCUCUCAGUGUGGAAAGAGUUUCAGUCAAAAAAGUAAUCUCAAUGACCAUUUGUACUCUCACUCUGGAUUGAGAUCAUUCAGCUGUGAUCAGUGUGAUAAAACAUUUGUUUAUGAAUCAGGCUUAAGAAGACACCUUAAAGUUCAUACUGGUGUGAAGCCUCACUUUUGUUCUGUAUGUGGAAAGAGUUUUUCACAACUUGGAUCUUUAAAACAGCAUGAGAGUAUUCAUACUGGUGUGAGACCUUAUGUGUGCUUUGACUGUGGAAAGACCUUCACUUCAUCCAGCAACUUAAAAACACACCAGAGAGUUCAUACUGGAGAGAAACCGUACAAGUGUCCACACUGUGGAAAAAGUUUCACUCAGACAGGAACCCUGAAAGAUCAUGAGAGAGUUCAUACUGGAGAGAAACCGCACCAGUGCUCUUCAUGUGGGAGAAGUUUCAGCCAUUUUUCUGCUCUAGUGCGACAUGAGAAAAAGCAUUGUCCGAAGUUGUCUAAAGCCUAG
Rhinichthys klamathensis goyatoka is the source of this 1782-nucleotide messenger RNA. RefSeq names its product gastrula zinc finger protein XlCGF57.1-like. The coding region runs from base 208 to 1782 and encodes 524 amino acids. Gene Ontology annotation, molecular function: RNA polymerase II cis-regulatory region sequence-specific DNA binding; DNA-binding transcription factor activity. The record is from RefSeq and is a predicted model, not a curated record. The transcript is spliced from 3 exons. Gene Ontology annotation, biological process: regulation of transcription by RNA polymerase II. NCBI's taxonomy places the organism in Eukaryota, Metazoa, Chordata, Actinopteri, Cypriniformes, Leuciscidae.